This is a messenger RNA of Ylistrum balloti, 1238 nucleotides long. RefSeq names its product mucin-2-like. Gene Ontology annotation, molecular function: carbohydrate binding. The annotation marks the transcript as partial. The record is from RefSeq and is a predicted model, not a curated record. NCBI's taxonomy places the organism in Eukaryota, Metazoa, Mollusca, Bivalvia, Pectinida, Pectinidae. The transcript is spliced from 3 exons.
CACACGAGAUUAUAAAUAUCUGUGAAGAUAAAACCGGGACGAUCACGUGUGAUGGACUGAUAACAGUGACCAGUGCACGUUACGGACGGUUUGACAAAGUAACGUGUCCACAUGUAGCUAUGACCUCAACUGGAUGUAAAGCAGAUAGGGUGUUUGCAAGCAUCACCUCACAGUGUGACGGGGAGACGACGUGUACCCUGACUCCCACCAACACUGAGUAUGGCGAUCCUUGUCCGGGGUCGUAUAAAUACUUGGAGGUUAACUACACUUGUCAAUCACCAGAAUCAACAACCAUGUCAUCCACAUCUCUUACGACGACAACGACGAAGUCGCCGACGACGACCUUCCCAACCACUGGCCCUUCCUCAACAUCUGCAACCACAACUGACACCACUUCCACCAUUACGACCACAACUGCUCCCACUGUUACUACCAUUACCACCACCGCUAUCACCACUACGAGCUACAACUCUACUUAUACCACUACUGCAACACUCGACACCACAACUAAACAAUUCACAACUUCAGCUACGACAUUCUACCCAUUAUCAACUAAUACAUCAACAACUGCUGUUCCAAAGAUAAAAGACAUAUGCACUUGCAUUUGUCGGCUUGUUAAUGACACUAAAUGUGACAAUGAAGAUAUGUUGUGCAAGCUUGCCAUUUUAAAGAAAGAAUUGCUUAUCACCAAGAGCACACUGUCGUCAUAUAAACGGAAAAAAAUCAGCGUUUAUGAUGGACGCACAUCAGCAACAGCCAUAGGGAUGACAGAUGUGAGUUUUACAACACCUCAGCAAUCCACAUCAUAUGAUCAAUAUUCUUAUACCCUGUUAAGUAACUAUGGGUACACGAUGGGAACGAACACCUGGAUAGUGUUAAAGAUUCGGUCCUGUGAGGAUGGUUACGUUGGACUCAUGAGAAAAAAUCAUCCUAAAAACCAUGGAGAUAUAUAUGAGGUUGUGAUCGGAGGAUGGGGAAAUACAAAGACAUGUAUAAGGGAGGUGCGUCAGGGACAGUGUAAUGCUGAAAAAACAAAAGUUGUUCUGAACUGUAAUGUGUACCAAACGUUCAAUAUUUCAUGGACUGGGGGAACUGUAGCCGUCUUCACAGAUGAUAAUGGAAUUUGGACAAAACUUCUUCAAUGGAUCGAUACAUCACCGUUUACAGUUAAGUUUGUUGGUGUUACGACCUCAAUAUGGGCAACUGGCUAUUGGAAAAUACCACAACAAGGUGAGUGA